Molecule: messenger RNA, 7163 nt
Organism: Girardinichthys multiradiatus
Lineage: Eukaryota; Metazoa; Chordata; Actinopteri; Cyprinodontiformes; Goodeidae
Gene: nlgn2a
Product: neuroligin 2a
Exons: 10
Coding region: 1259-3769 (836 amino acids)
Biological process (GO): neuron cell-cell adhesion; chemical synaptic transmission; modulation of chemical synaptic transmission
Cellular component (GO): postsynaptic specialization membrane; synapse; cell surface
Molecular function (GO): signaling receptor activity; neurexin family protein binding
Source: RefSeq, a predicted model, not a curated record
GGAGGGGAGGUAUGGCGGAAAGAAAAAUAAAAAAUAAAAAUAAAACCUUGCCAGCUUUACUUUUGUCCUCCCAGCCAUCAGAAAGAGAAGACAGCAAUCGGCUCCGAUACAUACUGUUAAAAAUCCGCUAAGAAUCUGAAGGGAAACGCGGCCGUAUUGAGGUCAGAGGAAAGCGUUGCCAGGGUGACACCACGGCGGCGAGAGCGCGCCUGCCUGCGAGGCUGCGCUCGGUCGCGGCAUCCCCCAGCAGCAGCUGCAGCAGCAGCAUCCUCCUCCUACAACUACCGGAGCACAGCAAACUGAGCGUCCGCCGAGAUGAGCUCCGUCAAACCGACGCCUUCAGCCGGUGCUCCUCUCUGAAGGGAAUCUACCGUGGAUUUACCGCUGAUGAUUGAAUACAGGGGGAGUUAUAACCGCAGACAGAUCGGCUGAGACCACUGCUGAGCUCAGGUGAUACUUCAUACACAGAGGCAGUGUUAAUACAUAUAAUAAUAAUGGAGUUUUUUUAGCUGCCAAACCAUGCAUCCUGCUCCCUGAUCAACGUGGCAGUUUAAAGAUUUAUACACGGAUCCACUGAGGACCGAGCCGAGCCAAACCGGGCUUGUCUGCUCUGCUCAGAUCUGUUCUACCUAUAUAAGGCUGCAGAGACCCUUUAAAUUCUGUUUUUACCAUGGGGUCCCACUUGCAGCUGGGUUGAGAAAAGAAGUGCAGCCCAGUGAUUGCUUUUUUAGUUGAUUUCCUUUUUUGGUCUUGUUUUUUUUUUUUUUUUUUUUUUGGAACAAGCACUUUUUUGGCUGUUUGACACUUUUUGGUGGAAGACAAGGAGAAGGAGGAAGAGGAGCACUCUGUACCUGCAGCAGCGGAUCACAGAUUAACAGUGACUGCAAAACCUGAGAAAACAACUCUGGAGGCCAACCCAUUCAAGAAUAGCUGGACAAGCCUGCACACAAGCCAACUUUAAAGGAUCCUUCAUCAAUCCAAUUAUCCGGGCAAUGGGAGAAGGAUAGGUAUGGAACGUAACAGAACCAUGCCUGGAGAAGUGUUUUGGAUAGCCUCUAAUCAGAAUCGCCACUGACCUGGAUCUCAAACUACGGGCCAGCACCUUUUCCCCGGCACCCUGUCUUGACUUCUGCCUGGUGUUGACUGAAGAGUUUGUCUGAUUUUGGUGUUUUAUCUUGUUAGGGUUUACCCUCUUCACUACUGGUUCGAACUGACAGAACAGACUAGAAGUGGGCGGCUGAGCACUUUGACUCCAGCCAUGUACACCCUUCAUCUAACUCUUCGUAAACAGAGUCGGCAGGGUUUGUUGUACAAGACAAGGCCCUUGAGAUUCAUGACAGACUGCUGCCUCAUGACUGUGCUGGGCCUUGUCCUGUUUAUCAGUCUGGCCUCGUGCCAGAGAAUGGAUCCUUCUAAGCAUCCCAUAGUCAGUACCAACUAUGGCAAGCUCAGAGGCAUCAAGAAGGACUUGAACAAUGAGAUUUUAGGACCUGUGGAGCAGUACCUUGGAGUGCCCUAUGCCACAGCACCCAUCGGAGACCGACGGUUUCAGCCGCCAGAAGCCCCGGGAUCCUGGCAGGAGAUCCGCAACGCCACGCAGUUUGCACCCGUUUGCCCUCAGAACGUCCACGGGGUGCUGCCAGAGAUAAUGCUUCCGGUUUGGUUCACGGAUAACCUGGACGUGGCGGCGGGAUACAUCCAGAACCAGAGCGAGGACUGCCUCUACCUCAACAUCUAUGUGCCCACAGAGGAUGGUCCGCUCACAAAAAAAACUGAUGAAUCUUCAAUGAACAAGCCUCGAGACGAAGAUAUUCGUGAUCGCAGAAAGAAGCCCGUUAUGCUGUUUAUUCACGGAGGCUCCUACAUGGAAGGCACCGGAAACAUGUUUGAUGCCAGCGUCCUUGCCGCCUACGGCAACGUGAUCGUGGUCACCAUGAACUACCGACUGGGUGUGCUCGGUUUCCUCAGCACUGGGGAUCAGUCAGCUAAAGGGAACUAUGGGCUGUUGGACCAGAUUCAGGCUCUGCGUUGGCUCAACGAGAACAUCGGUCACUUUGGCGGAGACCCAGAGAGGAUCACCAUUUUUGGAUCUGGAGCAGGGGCCUCCUGUGUGAAUCUUCUCAUCCUGUCUCACCACUCUGAGGGUCUGUUUCAAAGGGCCAUUGCUCAGAGCGGCACGGCCAUUUCCAGCUGGUCCGUCAACUACCAGCCCCUGAAAUACACCAAGAUCCUGGCCCGGAAGGUGGGCUGCACCUACUCAGAGACUGCCGACCUCGUGGACUGCCUAAGGCGAAAGACCUUUAGGGAGCUAGUGGACCAGGACAUCCAACCAGCCCGCUACCACAUCGCCUUUGGCCCCGUGGUGGACGGAGAUGUGGUGCCGGACGAUCCGGAGAUCCUCAUGCAGCAGGGGGAGUUCCUCAACUACGACAUCCUCAUAGGAGUGAACCAGGGAGAGGGACUGAAAUUUGUGGAUGACAGUGAGGACAAUGAUGGCAUCUCUGCUGCAGCGUUCGACUACACAAUCUCUAACUUUGUGGACAACCUCUACGGAUAUCCUGAAGACAAAGACAUCCUGAGGGAAACUAUUAAGUUCAUGUACACAGACUGGGCCGACAGGGACAAUGGUGACAUGAGAAGAAAGACUUUGUUAGCUUUGUUCACAGACCACCAGUGGGUGGCGCCUGCCGUGGCCACUGCCAAACUUCACGCUGAGUUCCAGUCCCCUGUUUAUUUCUACACAUUUUACCACCACUGCCAGACAGAGACGCGACCUGAAUGGGCCGAUGCCGCCCAUGGAGAUGAGAUACCGUACGUAUUCGGCGUGCCGAUGAUCGGUGCCACAGACCUGUUUCCAUGCAACUUCUCGAAGAAUGACGUGAUGCUGAGCGCUGUGGUCAUGACUUACUGGACUAACUUUGCCAAAACUGGCGAUCCAAACCUCCCAGUCCCUCAGGACACCAAGUUUAUUCACACCAAACCCAAUCGCUUUGAAGAGGUAAUCUGGACAAAGUUCAACCCAAAGGACAAGCAGUAUCUUCAUAUCGGCUUAAAACCUCGAGUUAGGGACAACUACAGAGCAAACAAGGUGGCCUUCUGGCUGGAACUUGUCCCCCAUCUUCAUAGCCUACAUGAGAUCUUCCCAACUACAACCCGAUCACCAUCUGGCCCUGGUCCAGGCCCUGGCACCAUCAGACCCUGGCCAAGAACUCCAGGUCCUCGAACCACUCGCCACCCCUACCCAACCUUCCCCUCCGAACCUGAGCCUGAGGGCUCGGAGCGUCCACACCAGGACCUUUUUCCUGGAGACCCCCGUGAUUACUCCACUGAGCUGAGUGUCACAGUUGCUGUGGGAGCCUCCCUCCUCUUUCUCAACAUCCUGGCAUUUGCCGCCCUUUACUACAAACGCGACAAGCGACACGAGAUGCGACGGCACCGACUGUCUCCUCAGCGUGGUGUAGCCGCCAAUGACCUCGCUCACAGCCAGGAGGAGGAGAUCAUGUCCCUGCAAAUGAAACACUCAGAGCACGAUGCCCACCACGACCUGGAGCCCCUUCGGCCGCACGACAUCCUGCGACCCGCCUGUCCACCCGACUACACGCUGGCUCUGCGUCGGGCUCCGGAUGAUGUGCCGCUAAUGACGCCUAACACCAUCACCAUGAUCCCAAGCACCAUCACCAGCAUGCAGCCUCUCCAUGCCUUCAACACCUUCCCCUCCACUGGCCACAACAACACCCUGCCCCACCCCCACUCCACCACCAGGGUAUAGUAGGGACUGGCCCAAACAGAGCCACCUAAGGACAGGGAGUACUGGACCUCCUACUGAUCUACAAGGAAGGUCUCUGGAUGAGGGCCUCCAUUCUGUUCUUACAUUCUCUUGUUUCUCUAAAAGGAACUCCACCUCCUCCAUCAUGUGCUGUACAGCUUAGCAGGAGACAUAAUGAACUAAAAUGAACUGCUUUGGAGCAGAUGAUCAGCUUGGAGGCAACGUCGAUCUUUCAGACAUGCCGUUUUCCAGGAGGGUGCACAGUUUCCGGUCUAAAGAAAUUUUCAAAGGGAAAAGCGCUUUUGGACCUUGAUGUUUUCUCUUUUUUACUUUGGUGUCAGCUUCUACUGUCUUCUAAAGUGUUGUGUGAAUUUUCUUAUUUGUUUCUUUUCUACAUCUGUGUCUUAUUUACAGCUCAUUUGACUUGUGAUUCUCUUCUCUUUAGGGUGCUCCUUUGCUUUUAGGAGCGACAGUGUACUGAAAUGUCAGAAGAAACGUCAUUUCAGUCCACCAAUACGGUUUGUGCCAAGUGUUUUUUUUGCUUUCUGAUCAAGGUUGAAAUGAAUUUUAUCCCGUCAGCUAACACAGGUUAUAUGUUCUCAUGACCAAGUGCCAAACUGGCCUUUGAUUGUGGUUUUCUUUCAUACAUCUUGUUUAUUUUUUUUUUGUUGUUGUUUAGGUGUUUUAUUGUGGAAAGAUUUUUGCUGACAAUAUAGAUACAGAAAAAUGAUAUUAUAUAUAGUUCUAUAUAAACGUGUACAAAGGAGAAAGAAUAUAAAGGGGUUUUCUCAAUGGGGAUCUAUGCAUGAAUUAUUUUUUAAAAAGAGUAACGUGGGAAAAGGAUGAAGAAUCUGUCAAUGCACGUUUUCCCAAUUCUAAACAAACCAUAUUGGUCCAUAUGAAAUAUUUCUCAUCUCAUAAAAUUCUCUCGUAAAUUCCUGAAAAAUCAUUAAAGCACUGGCUCCUUUCUGAAUUCAUUAACAAAAUGAGACGUUGCCACAAAUCACAGAUAAUCCAACAGUUUUUGCAAAAUAAAACUCAUCACACCCAUUUUAUUCUCUUGGUUAGGACAUCAUAAAUUACGUAUUGUGUCACCCUGAGAAGAUGCACAACAACAUCGCUGCUUUUCCUCAUCUUUAUGUGUAUCCAAAUGUGUCGUGUGCACAAAUACAUAACGUGAUCUUCUAUCAUCGAUCAUACAUUUUGUUAUAUGUGUGCCUACAAAGUGGAUGUGUUUAGUUAUAUAAAUGAAAUCAGAACCACUUUACAUUUGCAUGUUGUCCCUCAUUAGCUGGCUAAAGGAGGCAUAAAGGCAAGAAAGCUCAUCUCACCUUAAUAUCUUCCAUAUUUUCACCCUGUUUCCCCUUACUAAAUAUGAUUGACACCCAUAUAUAGCAGUGAUCGCCAAUAUUUUCCUAUCAUUAUGAAUUCCAAAUACUUGCAUCAGUAAUCUCCUCAUGUACGGAUUAGCCUGUGUGGCUGUAAGCACACUGAGGGUAUCUGGCGGGCUUUAACAGCCUGCAGUGCAGAGCUGCAAAGAUGAAGAAGGAGUUUCUCAACAGGGUAAAGGUAACACAGUCGAUGUCUAUUGUUUCUAAUUGUUCUCCUUCUGUUAGUUUAGGAAUAUAUCAUUUUACAGCUCAGCUUUUUGAGAUGAAGAUGUCAAACAUACAUUAUGGGUCAGUUAGCAGAACAGAAACACAUGGUAGCUUACAUGCAGUAUGAGUGACAUGAGUCACGGUUGCUGUCUUUAAACAUGCUUAAGCCUGUUUUUAGUUUUCUUUUUAUAACUCCCUGGUGGUAGGAAAGGGCCGGAAAUGGGAUCACACACCAAGCUUCUCCUGGCAGAGAUUUUAUAAACCCUCUGAACGGUAAAUGUGCACAAUGCAAAUCACAUGAGUGGACUGGAUGCGCAGAUCACGACCCAAUCACAAGACAGGUGGACAUGCUGUGGGCAAGAGGAGGAUGAAGAAAAAGUCACAGUUUAAAAUGAUUAAAUUAGAAUCAGAAAAGAGAACAAACUGAUCAAAAGAAGACAAAACAUUCCUUCUGUCUGCAUUGUUAACCAGAGGCGACCCGCUAAUCUGUUAACAUAUGAACUCUUUUGUACUCACUCCUGUGGACAGAGGAGGUGGUAACAGGUUGUGAAGUCAAUCCAAACUCAGCAGCUGGGAAAGAAAGACAUUUAGCUUGGAUGUGGUGGUCUGUUUUAUAAGUUAACACUAGAGGGCGCCAUUGUUGCAGAUUUCAGAGGGACUGGAACAUGAAAAGGAAUACAGUCCCAGUGGGAGGUUAGUUGGAGAUAUACAAAACAUCUGGAUCAGGAUCAAAACUGUACAUUUUUAAGUGUAAGAAUCAAACAGAUGAAAUAUUUGUAAAUAUUAAGUUUCUUGUUUUAUUUUUCUUUGUCUGUUUGGGUUUUUUGGGUGGAUGAAUGAUAUGCUUCUUUAGUGAUAACAAAAGACAACAGGUGCAGUUUGCAAAUAAAAACAAAUCAAACAAUCAUAUUCGCUCAAAAUCAGCUAGUACAGAACUAGGUUUUUAAACCUUCAAACCUACCAACAUCAUGCAGAUAUCCUGUAGCAUCACGAUUCCUGAAGAAAGUCAAGUGUCAGGAAAGUUUCCGUAGCAGAAUUUCACUGAUGGCCUCACAUGACCUAGGCUCAAAGGUACUGCAGGUAAAACGGUAUAAUUCAAGUCUGUGAAUUCUUUGCAUGACGUUUUGUUAUUUAAGCAAUCUUUCAUCGUUAAGUGUUCCUUUCAUGACCACUUUUAAAGUCGGACAGCACAUACAAAUCUUAUCUUUAUUCACUAUUUUGAUCCAAACCUAAACAGGUUUAACAUGAACAAGUUCAGUGGAAUAUAAAAUAACUUAUCAUGUAGCAGUGUUUCAUGUAGCUGCUUAUUUAUGUGUUGGUCAAAACGUUAGGGCUCUUACACCAUUAGAUGCCUCAUGAGAUCACAGAGGUGGUCCAACUACUUGAUUUCUGUCACUGUGUUGGUUUGCUGUAAUGAAGGUUCCUCCUGCAGUGAUGUGACGCAGCAGAAAGGUUCAUGAAAAAAUGGAAAAUUGUUUCAGAUCCGACCUUAUAUCAGUUCAGAUGUGCAUCAAAUAACAAGCACCCAACACAUAUUGAAGUGAUGCAAACUGAGUCUCCAUAAAUAUUCUGCACCUGUUGUCUUGCUUUUUUAUAUUCUAUGUUGAUUUCAGAAACCCAAGACUUGAGAUGAACGAAUCUGUUAAAUAAUGGAAAAUUUAAAAAAAAAAGAUUUAAAAAAAAGGAAAUUAAAAUCAUAUAAAUAAAUGAGGUGAUGAUAUUUCUGUUACUUUAGAAGUUAUUAUACACUGUAUGCUGUGAUUCUGAUCUGGGAAACAUUAAAGACAUUCAUAGCUGGA